Messenger RNA from Pocillopora meandrina, 2812 nucleotides. The record is from the annotation of a GenBank genome assembly. NCBI's taxonomy places the organism in Eukaryota, Metazoa, Cnidaria, Anthozoa, Scleractinia, Pocilloporidae.
AUGGGCGAUUCUUCAGACAAGUUUUAUAAUCCUAAACAAGUCACAAAACCUAGUUACCUCUUACGAAACUCUUGCACCAUUUUAAUUUGCUAUGAGAGGUUUGGUUUUUUUGACGAGAUAAUCCCCAUACAAAAUCUCGUGAAGACCAUGAAGGAUGUCAUGGCCAUGAAGGCUGUCUUCAGGUUAUUUAAACAGCCGUUGCCUUCUUUCUUAAAGGUCUCAGUAAAGUAACUCUCAAAAGAUGCUGGGAGAGACAAAAAAUGCCGUAAUUUUAAUUCAUUUUCAUGAUUUCUCUUUUGUCUCAUUUAUCCAUCAAGUGUAAGUUGUACUAACCUGCUGUCGCCACAAAACCCAAAGCAAGAAAUAUCAAAGCACUGAAAGAUUUCAUCUCCGCUCUGUGAAAAAAUCCUCUUACCAGCAAACAAAGAAACAAACAAGGAAAUAAAAAAACAACAAAAUAUUUUAGAAGGGAAGACAAAUCUUCGAUAGCGUUGUGAGGUUAUAUCGUCCGGGAUUAUAACCAUGGAAUUAUAACCAGGUCAAAAGAUUACAAAGAUCCACUUCCUUGCUUUCGUAAGUUGGAUAAGUUAUCGCAAGUUGUGGAAAUGCCUGAGUUUUAAACUAUCAUUUCUGGCUAUUCUAGAAGAUCAAAGUUGGAUCAGAAAAAGACCAGGUAAUAAAAGUCACGAUUGAUUAAGCCUUACAGACCAAAUGAUUUGUUACAUAAUCGUGGUUUGUUUAAAAUUUUGAAAAAAUAAUGCAUUUUGCCCUUUCAUUGAGCGGACAUCAAUCAAAUCAUUCAAUCUUUUGGGGAAACGAAAGGGAAAAAGAAUCCUCUCCACCAAGAGAGUAAGCAAAUUUCGAAAACAAAUUCACUUUUAAUAAUGUUGAUUGGCUCUCCCAAUUUUUUUUUUCAACUGUGUAAAAGCAGGUUAGAUGGUUAAAUUAUGUUAGUCUUAUUAAAAUCUUACUCACCACGAUACCAGUUGAUCUCUCUCUUCCAGAGUCCGCUUAUUUCUACAAAAUUUUGUUCGCUGUCAAGGCAUUUAAUCCUUAAACUGGCAUGGGUUCACGAACAGGCAAGAUUUGUUUUUAAAUGAUAAUGAGAACAUUUAAUUAAUUUGUCAAGGUUGAGUAAAACAACAAAAAGUUUAAUUAGUUUUUUUGUUUUUGUUUUGUUUACUUCAUUGUACCAGUCUUAACUCUCAUAUAAUUUUUCACAGUUGUCAAGUUUGUUUAAAAGGGCAAUAAGAUUAAUUAGCUUUUGUGUUUUCGUUUGUUUUACUUUUUAUUACAAAUAUUUCAUUUAUUAUUUAAUACAAAAGUUUCUCACAAAAAGAGCAAAACCAACAAGAUAACAAUCGUAAAAUUGACAAAUUACGCCAGUAACUCAUACAACAAAAUAGGGACAAUGAUACUUUAUCAAACUUCAAUGUGUUGACUUUCUUUGUCAGCUUUGCUUGUUACCCUCAGAAUUCUCUGCGGAGAAGGGAAGGUUUGAAGAGCAGAAAGAUUGAGUUUUCUCCUCACCUCCUCUGUUCUCUCAGUGUUUUGGUAGUUUGAUACAAAUAUUUCGUACUUCUGUCUGUAACCUUCUUUUAUGUCAAUUUCAUUUGCCCCAAACAAAGGAAGUUUAAUUCUACGCCUGUGAAUUCAUUGAAUGACUGAUUAUCUUAUUUAACAGUUGUUUGUUUUUCUAUUCGCAAAUAGAAAUUGUAAUAAGUUAAAUAUGAUUUUAAUAACUUCGUCUAAUGUCAGUUGUCAUUUCAGUUGAUGUAAUUUCACGCUUAUGAAUCUACUAAAUGAUAAUUCGUUUCAUUUACUAAGCAAUUCUCUGCUUUUUGUUUUAAGGGCCUUUUCUCCAUAGGAAUCGUAUUAUUAUUUUUUUUACGUAUUAGAGACGACAUAAUUCGAGCCAUGAUUCGAGCCAUAAUUCGCGGACUUUUCUAAGGCAUUCGAUACGGUCGACUACUCUGUUGUCAUACGUAAACUACAUGCAAUUGGAUUGUCCAAGACAGCUCUUCUGUGGUUUCUGAGCUACUUAACUAACAUUCAACAGUUUGUACAAGUCGAUGACAAACGAUCUAGUCUUGCAAAUGUCCCAUUUGGAGUUCCACAGGGCUCGAUUCUUAAGCCGUUCUCUUUAAUCUUUAUGCGAAUGACAUGCAAGAUUGCCUGCAAGAUAGCUCCUUGCGGAUGACAAAACGGUGCUGCAUCACGCCACUCCCAAAGACCUUGAUGUCUGUGUAGACAAGGUGAAAAAGACUCUCAGCAGCAUCAAGUCGUGGGCAGCUGAUAGUAACUCGCUAUUGAAUGAGACCAAGACCAAGCACAUGGUUAUUUCCACUAAGCAGAUGUCUAAAGUGCAUAAUCUUGACGGAAACACCCCACCUCUCACCUUGAAAGAUAAGACAGUAGAUAGAGUAAAGAAAUUAAAGUUGUUAGGAACUUAGCUUAGUGAGAACCUUUAAUGGACAGAACAUGUUAACGAGGUCACAUCAUCAUGUUAUAAAGUGUUAGCCACUCUCAGGAAGAUCGAGAGUAUGACAUCACAAGAGACUAAGAAGUCUCUUGUUCAAAGUCUCGUGCUAUCCAAACUUAACUUUAAUGACUCGUCACUUAUCCUCUUCCCAUAUUUCAGCAGAAAAGAGUACAAAGCGUUCAGAAUGCUGCCGCUGGCUUUGUCUUGAAUCGUUUCUGUUCAGAAAGGGACGUUCUAGAGCUUGGCUGGCUACCUACACCAGAAAAUGCGCAAUUAAACAUUCUUAAGCUUGAACGUCGAGCUCUUUCUAGUGCAUCCUUGCCCGAAUAA